AGAAAGAGUGCGAGCGUGCGCAGGCGCGGUGGUGGUCUCUCCGCGCGCUUGGGCUCGGGGAUGGCGCUGCUGGAGCUUUGCCGCGGGGCCUUCGGCGCCGCCGACCUGUACCAGGUGCUGGGCGUGAGGCGCGAGGCUUCGGCCGACGAGAUCCGCCGCGGCUACCACAAGGUCUCGCUGAGGGUGCACCCGGACCGCGCCGACCCGGACAGCAAGGAGGCGGCCACCCGGCAUUUCCAGAUCCUGGGCAAGGUGUAUGCAGUACUGAGUGACCAGGAACUGCGGGCUCUGUAUGACCAGCAGGGGAUUGUGGAUGAGGAGUCAACUGUGCUGACACAGGACCGCAACUGGGAAGAAUACUGGAGGCUGCUGUUCAAAAAAAUAACUGUAAAAGAUAUUGAAGACUUUGAGAAGAAGUACAAAGAUUCUGCAGAAGAGCUGGUGGACAUUAAAGAAGCAUAUGAGGAUUUUAAAGGCGAUAUGGACAAAAUUAUGGAAUCUGUACUGUGUGUUGAUUAUACAGAUGAACCGAGAAUAAGAGAGAUUAUCCAACAUGCCAUUGAUUCUGGAGAACUUCCAUCUUACAAAGCCUUUACAAAAGAGUCUAAGCAAAAGAUGAAUUCAAGAAAAAGGAAGGCUCGACAAGAAGCUAAAGAGGCAGAAAAAUCCAGAGAAGAACUGGGCCUUGGUGAAGGGGAAGAUGAACUAAAAGCACUAAUUCAAAGCAAAAAUGAGAAUCGAAAAAAGGAAAUGGAUGAUUUUCUGGCUCAGAUGGAAGCAAAGUAUGGAACCAAAUCCAAAAAAGGAGGAAAGAAAACAGCACCCAAGAAAGGAAUGAAAUGACUUUAUUAAUUUUCUGGUUUCAUUUCAUUUCUUCUGUUAACAUUAAUCUUGCUUUGAGACAGCCAAGGAAAGCAAGAUGCUUUCCUCAAUUAAUUGAAACUAACAUUGGGUAGAAGACAUUCUGAAGAGGCAAGCUGCAGAACUAAAGCUGCUAUUAAAUGCUUCAAGAUGCCACAGAGGAGUGAAGGUGGCGUUUCGGACUGCAGAAGUACAGCAAGAUUGCUGUGAACAAGAAACUGGUAAAAUGAAAAAACGUCAAUCUUUAAAAAAACACCUUCCCAUCUGAAUUAGUGUAAAACGGUAUUGUAUGUUGCAGGAAUAUGUUUGGGCAAGUACUGUCAGUUUGAUUUUAUAAAGGCAUUUAUUAAACUUAAUUAAAUAUGUUUUUGAAAAGUG
This is a messenger RNA of Lacerta agilis (Sand lizard), 1239 nucleotides long. RefSeq names its product DnaJ heat shock protein family (Hsp40) member C9 (gene DNAJC9). The record is from RefSeq and is a predicted model, not a curated record. Lineage: Eukaryota; Metazoa; Chordata; Lepidosauria; Squamata; Lacertidae. Gene Ontology annotation, cellular component: cytoplasm; nucleus. The transcript is spliced from 5 exons. Gene Ontology annotation, molecular function: heat shock protein binding. The coding region runs from base 61 to 843 and encodes 260 amino acids.